This is a messenger RNA of Hypomesus transpacificus, 1312 nucleotides long. It is a transcript of the gene nitr3r.1l, whose product is annotated as novel immune-type receptor 3, related 1-like. The transcript has 2 exons. The coding region runs from base 33 to 800 and encodes 255 amino acids. NCBI's taxonomy places the organism in Eukaryota, Metazoa, Chordata, Actinopteri, Osmeriformes, Osmeridae. The record is from RefSeq and is a predicted model, not a curated record.
UGUAAUCCACACUGACUAGCCACCAGGCCAGGAUGGAGAGAAAGGGUAGCUUCACCGCGCUUCUCAUCACUGCCCUGUUAGUGCUGGUAUCUGCUCUACAAAGAGAGUACUUCCUUGUAACAGAACCAGCAUCAUGGAAUGAUGCCCAGCAAUAUUGCAGAAGCCACCACACCGACCUGGCCUUCAUCCACACUAAGGAAGAAGCCAACAACGUCUCUGCUCUUGGUAAUGGGAACUUGGUCUGGAUUGGUAUCCACAGAGACACCCAGAACCAUACCCUUUGGUACUGGUCUGGACGCAGGACAUCUACAUUCACCGACUGGGAAUCUGGCCAGCCUAAUGAUCGUGAGGGUAAUGAGGACUGUGGCAGUGCAAAAACAGGUGGAGGCUGGUAUGAUUUACCAUGCGAUAAGAAAAUAAACUUUGUCUGCUACCAGGAGACGCCUAAAGUGGUCCUGGUGAAGGAGAACAAGACGUGGGAGGAAGCCCUGGAGUACUGUAGAGAUCAGGACAGUGACCUCCCCAGUCUGCUCUCUGAGGCUGAGCAAAGUUCAGCCAAGAAAACCACCUCAGAGGCCCAGACCAGCCAGGUGUGGACCGGCCUGCGCUUCCUGGCUGGUCAGUGGCUGUGGGUGAACGGAGAUGGGCUGGAAUUCCAGGACUGGCCUGCGGGGGAGAUGCCUUUCUGCCCUGCCCGAUACCUCCACUGUGGGACCCUGGACAAGGAAGAAGAGCACUGGGGCACCAGGGACUGCAAGGAGAAGCUCAACUUCUUAUGUGUCAAAAAGUGGUCAGAUUAGUAGAUAUUUUAGUACUUUAUUUCUGUAGGAAACACUAUCCUAUAUAUCUAUGUAAUAAUACAAUAUGUAACAUGUACUAUAGAUGGGUUCCAUGUAAAUGUAUUACAUGUUAAAAUAUGCAUCAGGAAUAUGUACUAAUAUUUGUAUCUUAAUCUUAUUUAAGAGUAUAUGUUAAAUACAUUCUUGUGUGAAACAUGCUUACUCAUGGAAAUAUUAAUUGACCAUAUACAGUAAUUAUCAAUAGAUUUGUAAAAAUGAGAUCAACCCUCAUUGGACGACAUGAGUACAACGUUAUUUCCUAAAUGCUGUAUACAACAAUACAAUAGAAGUAUACAAUGAUGAAAUCUAUGUCCAAUCUAAAUACAAGUGUAUUGAGAAAAAUAUAAAAAUGUUGCCUUUGACAGGACAGGUCCAAGAAAGAAAUGGACAAAAACAAACAAUAUUUUAAUCUAGUAUCUUUAUUCUGUCAAUAAUCCAGUUUUAUUAACUGCAACUAAAAAUCCUGUGACACA